This is a messenger RNA of Coregonus clupeaformis (lake whitefish), 481 nucleotides long. RefSeq names its product ammonium transporter Rh type B-like. Gene Ontology annotation, molecular function: ammonium channel activity. Lineage: Eukaryota; Metazoa; Chordata; Actinopteri; Salmoniformes; Salmonidae. The record is from RefSeq and is a predicted model, not a curated record. The annotation marks the transcript as partial. The transcript has 3 exons. Gene Ontology annotation, cellular component: plasma membrane. Gene Ontology annotation, biological process: ammonium homeostasis; ammonium transmembrane transport.
CAGGAUGUGCACGUGAUGAUCUUCAUUGGCUUUGGUUUCCUCAUGACGUUCCUGCAACGUUACGGCUUUAGCAGUGUGGGCUUCAACUUCCUCAUUGCGGCCUUCGCUCUGCAGUGGGCCACUCUCAUGCAGGGCUUUGUCCACGGCAUGCACGGGGGCAAGAUCCACAUCGGAAUAGAGAAUAUGAUCAACGCUGACUUCUGCACGGGCUCAGUGCUUAUCUCGUUCGGGGCGGUCCUGGGGAAGACCAGUCCAGUCCAGCUGCUGGUCAUGUCUGUGAUUGAAGUCACCCUGUUCGCAAUCAAUGAGUUCAUUGUGCUUUCUGUUCUGGGGGCCAAGGAUGCUGGUGGCUCCAUGACCAUCCACACCUUUGGAGCUUACUUUGGCCUGAUGGUGGCUCGUGUUCUCUACCGCCCCAACCUGGACAAGAGCAAACACAAGAACUGCUCUGUCUACCACUCUGACCUCUUUGCCAUGAUUG